AUGCACAUCAAACAUCGCCUUACACCACCGUACACACCCCAGUGCAACCCACUAGAACGAGCAAAUAGAGUCCUCAAAACGAUGAUUGCACAGAACAUCAAGAAAUCACAAAAAACAUGGGACCUCUAUCUACCAGAGCUGCAAUUCGUGUUCAAUACGGCACCCAGCACGUCAACGGGAUUCACACCCGCAUACCUGAAUUGCGGUCGUGAAUUCCACGUACCAGAAAGUCUUGCGCACGAAACCGCGUUAGCAAGCAACCGGAAACACCAGCACCGCAUUGAAAGCAUUCAGGCAGCACUGGAACUAGCUCAAAACGUCAUAGCAAGUAACUUCCAAAAGCAACAGGGACACUAUAAUCUAAGACGUCGCAAAUGGGCACCCGAAAUCGGAGAAAAAGUACUUUAA
Messenger RNA from Belonocnema kinseyi, 408 nucleotides. RefSeq lists its product as uncharacterized. The record is from RefSeq and is a predicted model, not a curated record. Gene Ontology annotation, molecular function: nucleic acid binding. Bases 1 to 408 code for a protein of 135 amino acids. The transcript has a single exon. Lineage: Eukaryota; Metazoa; Arthropoda; Insecta; Hymenoptera; Cynipidae.